AUGCUGCCGAAUAAUGAAGUUCGCGUUCCCCCUCCGCGGUGGGUUGCGCCGUCCGCACCCCGCGACAUUACCGAUGAAUUUACAAAAGCCGCUUCCACGCUAAAUGCAGGGCAGCUCGUGAAAGAUGAGACGUUCACCCUGUUCGAGGCCGUGGGCGCAUUGGAGAUUAUGGACUCGAAGAUGGAUAGCGGCUACAUAGCCCCCGGAGAAAAUCUUGCGCAGGCGCUGGAAGACGACUACGACGUACGGCGGCCGUUGACACCAGAGGAAGUCAUUGGUUUGAUGGACCAGUUGCUGUGCCACGAGGUGGCGUGGCAUAAGGGACAUCCUCUAUCGCAGACGCUAUUCACGUCAAUCUAUCUCGAUAAAUUAUUGUGGCCGGUGCCGAGGACCAUGGACGACGCUCGAUUUGACCGUGUACCAAGUGAUUCUCCUUUGGUCAACCUCGUCUUGAGAGCUUAUUGUCUUGCAUUGGUCAAAGCUUGUGAUUUUGUGCAUCUCCGAGUGGCCACUGAAUAUUAUUAUGAGGAAGAAGAUUUUGUCAGUCAACUAUACAACCGCAAUCUUUUAUCUGCAUUUGAUAUAUCCCACUUCCACCGUCUGCUGGACCAGGCGGUUGCUUGGGUUGCGGAGCAGACCGAUAUUGACCAAAAGCUCAAAGAUGCCAUCCAAUGCAGACUAGUGUUUCGGCAUGAGUUUUUGUCUGCCCUACAUCAGGACGUUGAAGUUCUUGAAACCAGAUCUGCGGAAAAUUUCUCCUCAUGUAUAGCUCAACUUCAACCUCUGACAGAGACAGUCGCGCUGGGAAAGCCGGUGCCAGAUGCCUUCAGUUUGAAGAUCCAACGGAAGCUUGCUAGCACAGUGCCGCCUCGUCCGAUGGUUAAUAUUACCUCUGAUGAUGCGCUCGCACAUCUGAAACGACUGUGCCAAGAUGCGAUAGACAUGCAGCAGAUGCUUGAUUACACCGGUCCCAGCAAUUUCAAGACUGCUGUAUGGACUUUGCUUUCUCGAAAACCACAACCGUCAAUUUAUAUUCGUUGUCUUCUCCAAGCAUUGAUUGUCAGCAACAUGACGAUCCUCGGUGCCGUACCAGUGAAGGAGUUUUUACAUGAUGAACUUGCGGAACUCGUCUUGCCUGCCAAUAUAUUGCUGGAGGCCAACACCGAUGAAGUGGAAGUCCCCUCCGAUCCUCGGUUCCAGAUUGCCCAGAAGAUGGAUGGUUUCAUGAAGCGAUUUGCCCAGCCGUUUGUUGAUACUGUGCGAUGCGCCUGUCUCAAUAGGUGUCGCAUGCGCCGAACACUCUGCCAUACCCUCGUUGAUUGGGACAAUCUGCAGAUGGAGGCAGAAGAAAUUGAUCUCGAGCUCCGCAUUUUAAGUGCAGAACCGCCUCUGCAAUUCCAAGGCGGCGAACCGACCUGGUCCUUCCCACUUAGUAGCUGGGCCUAUCACCAGAAGCUUGUCCAGUUCCGACUCAUUCUCCAGAUGGGCUUUGAGCUGUCGAUAUACUCCCCGGAAGAGUUACCGGGCAUGUACUGGUAUUUGUCUCAUAUUUGUUCUACACAUCUCAGCCACAUUGAUCGCAUUCGCACGUUUACUGUAGCUGCACGAAAACGCGACUUGAUGUCUACUGGCGAGCGCUCUGGAAGCUCCUCUCAAAAGGCAUCCGCGUUCCACCGAUCAUUCCACGUUCUGGAGAGGUUAACCACGCACAUCAUUGCGGUGGAUGCCUUUGCGAUUGCACUACAUGCUUUGUAUGUUGUACUGGCCCGGAACAACGUGCUCCCGUCUGCCUCAUCCCCCCAGGCAUAUUCCACCGACCGACUCCGCUACGAAAUCCGCAUGAAGCCAUUUAUCCCUAUCACAUUGCCGGAGUUGGUUCCAUACGAGGAAUACAAACGUGAGGCAGCUCUCGAAGGUGAUUCCGACGCUACCAUUUUGGAGCGUGCGUCGAAGGCCAUUACUGAAGCGCGCAAAGCAUGGGAGGCGACUCUUGCCAAUGGGGCAUUCAUUGAUGACCCAUCCGCACCAACCCUACCGCCACCUUCGGCCAUUGAAGAGGAUUGGAAGCGCGACGCCAAGAACACCAUGCGUGCUUGUAUUGGAACCAGUCUUGCUGUCGAGGCAGUCAAAAAGGCUCUCUCUACGACAUCUUCUUCUGAAGACAAAGACCAACCUCUCAACUUGGAGGUGGUUGUUCCUGAGGUUGGAUCUAAGUCUCGUUGGCAUGACUGGUGGGUGGUACCGCAGGUGUCUGAGAAGAAGCCCAAGGCGUGA
Penicillium samsonianum is the source of this 2274-nucleotide messenger RNA. RefSeq names its product N-alpha-acetyltransferase 35, NatC auxiliary subunit. Gene Ontology annotation, biological process: N-terminal peptidyl-methionine acetylation. The record is from RefSeq and is a predicted model, not a curated record. NCBI's taxonomy places the organism in Eukaryota, Fungi, Ascomycota, Eurotiomycetes, Eurotiales, Aspergillaceae. The coding region runs from base 1 to 2274 and encodes 757 amino acids. Gene Ontology annotation, cellular component: NatC complex. The transcript is spliced from 8 exons.